This is a messenger RNA of Adineta ricciae, 792 nucleotides long. The record is from the annotation of a GenBank genome assembly. Lineage: Eukaryota; Metazoa; Rotifera; Eurotatoria; Adinetida; Adinetidae.
AUGGUUUCCUUUAACCCGCUAAUAGGUGUUCGCGUAGCUACAAUAGGUCUUGUCGUUGGAGUCAUAUGUGCUGUGACUGUAGCAGCCAUCGCGAUUCCUAUUAUACUCAAGAACACAGAAGAUCCACAAAAGGUCGCCAAAGCAACACUUCGUGUAGCACUGGAUCGUCCUAUUGUUAACUAUGAAUUAGACCAGUUUUAUGAUAAACAAGCAACAUUACGUGAUCUAGUCCAGAGUCUCAACGAACAUUUUCGUCAGUCAAACUUAUCGGCCUCAUUCGUGAACUUUAUCAUUUUGAAGUUCACUCACCGACCGUUUUUAAUUGACCCUUUCGAGAAUGAAACGAUCCAAGAUCGUCCAUCAAUUGUUGCUGUAGAAGGAGUCAUCUAUUUCACUCAAAAUCAUACAGGAGUGGAGAUCCUAGCAGCAGUAGAUGAUUAUUCUCGAUAUGUAACUCUUAUCACUCGAGAUGGCAAACCUAGUAGCAGACUGGGAACAUUUUCUCGGUUGUAUUCAUUUGCCGCGAAUACAACAGGUGAUCAACUACCAGAGUUCAGGGCAAAAAAGUUAACGUCAAUUGACAUUAGUUCAGACGAGGAGUCCAUGGUGCCUGAAGAAUCAAUCUUGUUCCUAACACCGAUCAAAGACUCAUCUGAUAGUACAAAUGGAGUAACAUUACUUAGCACUGUGGCAACUACGACAAUAGGACCAAUUAGCUCAUCGGGGACAACCACUACCGGAACACAGACAUCAAGUUCUACUACGUUGACCGUAACCAAUGCAUUAGGCUGA